AUGGGUUUGCGGAAUUCCUUCUCCAAGGAUAGAGACUACGAGUUUUGGAACAUCCUCAUGUGCCAUCUGAUACAUAUGCAACAAGACCUGCCUGAAAAGGAGCGCAGCUUGUUUGGAACCCUUGCGUAUCGCAUGAUGUCCAAGGCCGCGGAGGCGAUACCUAAGAAUGAGGAACAAGCAUCUUCUUCCACGAAAGCAAUCUCGGAAUCGGAAGAAAUUGCGUUGCUUGUCCAAGUCUUCAACGCCACGGGCCAUGGCAAAGAGACGGUCAAACUUUUGCAGGGACAGUCGCUGAACAUGCAAUCUCGAGUAUCAGAACAAUGGGACGAGGCUUUCAAAGUGUGCCAGGAUCUGUUGUCCCAGCCAGAACACCAGUCAGACGACCGUAUCUGGGAACUAUGGCUUCAGUCACGAUCAAAAUUACCAGAGGGCAACGGGCUAGAUACACAAUGCAAAGAGCUCCUUGGUUCUGUGUGCACCAUCAGGCCGAUUGUCCGCGCAGCUUACCUCGCGAAGCUGAAGUUUCAGCAGACUCAGGACGACGAAGCCGAUCAGGACGGUCUACUGCAAACUUGCAAAGACUAUUUCGAAGCGUUUUCAUCCAAACCCUUUUGCUUCGAUGAUCUGAAGAAGCCUCUCCAACACCUUGACAAGGCUCAUUUCGAUCAAUUUCUGCACACAGUCUCUAGCCAUGAGGGCAAUCUGGAACGGCUGUUCGGCCUUAAAUUGGCGUAUAGCACACUUCCACCAGAUGCAUCCAGCUCGGAGCUCCUCGAAUUCACGCACAGAGCAUUACAAUUAUACCAGACGUCCUUGUCCGAGAGCCCUCCGUGCCCAGAAGCAGCCCUCCUCGCAGUUCUCGCAAUCCUUCGAAUUGCUAGCAGCAAAAACUCGCCUUCGAUGGCCCUGUUCGCCGUCAUGGUUCUUCAAAUCACUCGCUUAAAAUUCGAAGAUUAUUACAUUCUGACAAUCCUGCUGGUUCAGCUCCAGUCCCAUCUCGGAUUACUUUCUUUAGGUAUGGACAACUUUGUGAAACUCAGUGUCAAAAAUCUGCAGUGGGAAACAGUUGGACAUUGGAUCCUCACAAGAAUAUCCUCGUUGCAUCCAGCCUCUGUUACGGCCCUGCAGGACGAAUUUGACCCGCUUUGGGCUGUAGACACAGGACUUACAGUUCUGGAGAAUGCGGAUAAUGCUUUGGUCAGAGGAAUUCGCGAAGGCUUGCGAUUUAACAGUUACUCAAACAUCCAGAACAGCGUGAAGAUGCGGUCGGAGAUUGAAAGCAGCCUGGUCAAGCAGAUCUAUGCCAUCGAGGAACGGAAGAUCCGGCGAUGGCGAGGGGAGCCUAAUGACCAUACAGUCUUGCCACUAACAGACCCUUCGAAACCCCUUGUCGACAAACGAGAUUUCGGGUAUAUGCCUGACUAUCGUGAAGAGGACGAUCAACUGCUGGCGAAGUUUCGAUGCGGACCUCUUCCGAAGGAAAGAUGGAUACACGCCAUGGCACUGUUUGACAAUAUAGCCACUUAUCUGAAAGCAGAGGUGGCAUCACACACUUCCCUGAUAGCAACAGCGUACGAGAACCUGAAACAGGCGCAACUCCACGUGUCCUGGCCUGCUACAGAAGACCUAUCGGCGGAAAUGACAGAAGCUGAACAAGCCAAUCUUACAUGCCUCAAGAUUCUCGCCCAGGCAAUAACUUUAUUCAAAGAAGGCAGCAUCACCACGCCUCAGGCAUCUCAACAGAACACCUCCACAUCUCUUUCAGACAUCCUUUCCGACCUCAAAACCUGGCUUUCGUCCGCACUCGCGAGCCGCAGGAAUAGUACCUCUGGGUCGAUCAUUGCGGGGAUUCGUGUGCCAUCGUGGGAGGAUCUGCACGGAAGCUUCACACAACUUGAGACGUUGCAAGUCAUUGCAAACCUCACUUCCCUGGUGACCAAGAAGACCCAAAAGUCCGCGAAAUCUUCGAAGGCUGCUUCAGACUCCAUCUCCAAGGACAUGAUCUCUGAGAUACAAUCACUCAUCACCGACCUCGAAUCUCAAAUCCUGACAGAUGUCCGGGAGCUGAAGUCAUCAAUCAACGAACCCGGCGUGCUGGGCAAGCUGGUCGACUUGGGAAUGGCACGACGCGGCAGCGACGCCGAGGGGAGCGACGGUACCGAAGGAGACGUUCUCCCUAAUGGUGAGAAGUGGGAGAAUUUGAUUGAGAGCAUCUGCGACGAAGUGACGAUGGAGACGAUCUGCGGGGAGAUCAAGGACAGCUGGGACGAUGCACUCGAUGGGGUUUUGGGCGGAAAGGGCAAAACUCGAGUUGGGAGAUGA
Molecule: messenger RNA, 2322 nt
Organism: Fonsecaea nubica
Lineage: Eukaryota; Fungi; Ascomycota; Eurotiomycetes; Chaetothyriales; Herpotrichiellaceae
Exons: 4
Coding region: 1-2322 (773 amino acids)
Source: RefSeq, a predicted model, not a curated record